AGAGGUGCUGCCACAAGUUCAGAAACACUCACCGGGAGUAACUCGUCAACCAAGAGAUCCUCACAGCAAGAGAUCCAAGGAACUCACACUCUUCUUCUUCUAAGCAGACCGGAAAGGAAAACAGAAAAAAAUAACAACAUGACUCAGUCCGCCGCCCCAGCAAUCGAGAGCCUCUUCGGAAACGACCCUUUCUUCAGUCAGGAGAGGAUGGUCUUCCCCCCCAUGCGACACCAGGCCCCAUCCGGCAUCCAAGAGGWCUUCUUUCAGAGGAGGUCCAACCUGGCCAGUGAUCUCCUCAAAGAGCUCCGCGAUGGGCUCCCCAGUAUGUACCAGCUGCACGAGAGGGCCCACCUCCGAAUGGGCUCCCCAUUCCUGGAGAGGAGGAGCACAGGAGUUCCAGCAGGAGCUUUGAGCCAGGGCCUCAGCACGGAGGUGGCUGAGACAGGCCGGAGCCACAGCCCCCUGGCCCUGAGCCUAAACGCCCAGGGCUUCAACCCCGAAGACAUCACRGUCAAGCUGGACGGACGGAGGCUAGCCGUGGUGGCCAUGAAACAGGCCAAAGCAGAAGAGGCUAAAUCCACCUCCUCUGCCAUCUCUUCCUGCUCCUUUUCCUCCUCCUCGUCCCAACAGAAAGGCUUUGUCCAGAAAAUUGACCUGCCUGCUCACCUAGACCUGACAGCCUUGACCUGYUCUCUGGGAGAAGAUGGACAGCUGAGGAUCGAAGCCCCCACUGCCGCCCCCCAGCUGGAAGCCCCUACAGCAGAGCAGGARGUCCCCCUCCGCUUCAGAACCUCCCUGGACGUACCCAUAGCCAAGGGCAACACGGAAGAGUCCAUAACAGUGAAGACCUCAAAACCUUGAAUUAUAUUUUCUUAAUCAUUUAAUUUUAUUAUCAAUCCAGUGGAUUACAUUGUGGGAAAUUGUUUAUAAUAUGCCUAUUUGAAUAAAUAUUAUUUAAUAAAGACAAUCUGACAUUGGAAUGAUGGUUGCUAGAAUUGUGGUUUGUGUGGAUGACAGUUUUAAAAUAGAUAACUAGAAAUAA
This is a messenger RNA of Salvelinus sp. IW2-2015, 1042 nucleotides long. Its product is annotated as heat shock protein Hsp-16.1/Hsp-16.11-like. NCBI's taxonomy places the organism in Eukaryota, Metazoa, Chordata, Actinopteri, Salmoniformes, Salmonidae. The record is from RefSeq and is a predicted model, not a curated record. Gene Ontology annotation, cellular component: cytoplasm; nucleus. Gene Ontology annotation, biological process: protein refolding; response to heat.